AUGGCCAGAGAUAAUAUAAUUGAAGAUAACAGAUUCGAAAUUAUGGGCGGUUACUUCUCGCCCGUAUCAGACCACUAUAAAAAAGAAGGUCUCGCAGCAGCUUAUCAUCGCGUGCGGAUGUGUGAGAUGGCUGUCGAAAGAACUUCUACCUGGUUGAUGAUUGAUGCGUGGGAGAGUCUACAGAAAGAGUACACUGCUACCGCUUUAGUGUUGGAUCAUUUUGACGAGAUGGUCAAUAUUCAGGGUGGUGGUGUGAAGACACUUGAUGGGACACAAAGAAAAGUUAGAAUUAUGCUGCUUGCCGGUGGAGAUCUAAUUGAAUCAUUCGGAGUUCAGAAUCUCUGGUCGAACGACGAUCUUCAUCACAUAUUGGGCGAUUUUGGAUGCUUGAUUGUAGAAAGAACAGGCGCAGAUGUGAGGGGAUUUUUAUUGGCGCAUGAUAUAUUGUAUGAACAUAGGAAAAACGUAUACGUGAUCAAACAGUUAAUUUAUAAUGAUAUCAGCUCGACUAAAGUGCGGUAA
This is a messenger RNA of Ambispora gerdemannii, 522 nucleotides long. NCBI's taxonomy places the organism in Eukaryota, Fungi, Glomeromycota, Glomeromycetes, Archaeosporales, Ambisporaceae. The record is from the annotation of a GenBank genome assembly.